AUGUCUGAUGUAUGCCGACAACGUACUCUUAUUCCAUCCGUGUAUGACGAGGAAUCAAUACUAGUAUUAUAUGAAGUGGGCAGUGCUAACCAAAGAGUUGAUGGCAUGCAAAAUACAUUACAAGAAGAGUUGGAGUUGGAGACACAAUUAAAACUUAUUAACAAGCCUCCUGUUAAAAGUAUUAAGACAAAAUUUGGAUAUAUUGUUGAUUGUAUUGAUAUUAACAAGCAACCGGCAUUUGAUCAUCCUUUAUUAAAGAAUCAUAAGUUGCAGAGAAAACCUAACAAUAAAAAAAAGAUUGGAAAUCCCAAUUUGAGGAAUUCACUAUCGAAACUCAAAUUUGGACUUGAGAAACCAUGUCCAAAAGGAACAGUUCCUCUUCGGAGGACAACAAAAAACGAUCUCAUUGGAGCUAAAUCAUUACUAGAUAACCAAGUUUUGGCACAACAAAGACCUGGAUAUCAUUCUCAUGUUGCUGAGGUACACAUCAAUCCCCUUGGAACUUAUUAUGGUGUUAAUGGAACUACUAGCGUUUGGCAACCAAUUGUUGAAAAGGAUCAAUCAAGCGCCGCUUUUACAUGGGUUCGAAAUGGACCAUUAAAUGCAACAAAUGAAAUUGAUUUUGGGUGGCAUGUGGCUCCACAACUAUACAAUGGUGAUGUUGGAACGCAUUUAUUCGCACAAUGGACGAGAGAUACUUUCCAAAAGACAGGAUGCUACAAUGUGCUAUGUUCAGGUUAUAUGCAAACUGAUCCAAGACAUUAUCUUGGUGAACGUUUGCAUCCCACAUCUGUACCGGAUGGAGACUUAUAUGAGAUUCACAUUGCGAUUGUCCAGGACAUAGUUACCAGAAAUUGGGUGUUGAAUUUUAAUGGGAUAGAUAUUGGAUAUUUUCCAGCCGAUUUAUUCACUAACUUGGCAUCAGCAAACCAAGUGGGAUGGGGUGGUAGUACAACAACUCCUGCAGGUACUCCUAGUCCUCCAAUGGGGUCCGGAUUAUUUCCAAACCAUAAGACACAUAGUGCCUGUUAUUUUAGGUGGGUGUCAUAUAAAAAUGAGAACCAAAUUUUUUAUGACACAAGAGAUAAUGUGACAGAAGCAUUCACAGACAAGCCCAAUUGCUAUGGUGCUAAAUUCUAUGGAUAUGAGAAAGAUAUUGGAUCUAUUCUUCAAUUUGGUGGACCUGGAGGCCAAUGUGACAAUUGA
Lotus japonicus is the source of this 1206-nucleotide messenger RNA. RefSeq lists its product as uncharacterized. The transcript is spliced from 8 exons. The record is from RefSeq and is a predicted model, not a curated record. Lineage: Eukaryota; Viridiplantae; Streptophyta; Magnoliopsida; Fabales; Fabaceae. Bases 1 to 1206 code for a protein of 401 amino acids.